AUGGACCAUCUUCUCCAUCUCGAUACAGACGUCGUCUGUCUCCUCGCCAAACUAAACUCCUACGACUAUAUCAUCGUAGGAAGCGGUUUCGGUGGAGGUCCUUUAGCUGAACAGCUUGUAUCCCAACAAUACAAAGUCUUGCUGAUUGAGCGUGGCCCUGUCAUUUUCUCAACCCAUGUUCUCAAUACCUCUCGCCCUUACUUCAACCGCGGCGCAAGCAACUCCCCCGAGGGCAACGAGCGCGUAUAUGACGCUGUAAAGGCCAAAGUACAAUGCACCGACCGCUCUGACAGUUAUGUCGGAGGUCCCGUGUAUUGUGUCGGUGGACGAUCCAAUCUCUGGGGUACUUGGAUCCCAGAAAUUGGUGAUGAGACUCUGGGUGCUUUCUUCCCGACUGAUGUUGUUGAUUACCUCAAGGGCGAAGAGGUCCAAGGAUAUAAAAAGGCCUUUAGAUACCUCACUGACUCACAGCCUGGCGACGUCAUCUACCCAGAGGGCGACGGCAAGCAUGAAGUUAGCGCUUCAGAGAUUGGCGAUGCAAAUGACAUGUUGAAUAAUGCCUUGUCUGGCUCAAAGUUCGAUCUCAUGCCUAUCGCAGCGCAGUUCAAUGCCCCUGCACCAUACAAGUUCGCUCAAGGUGCAUACAGCACUACCUUGGGUAUCAUCAAUCGCAUGUAUGCCAAUGAUCAGUAUCUCUCUGUUCUACUCAACACGGAGGUCAUAGCUGUCCAGCACACUGCCAGUAACACAUUGCGUAGCAACAAAAGCGUUAACGCUCUCAAGAUCAGAGACAAAUCCACCAACACCAUCAAAGAGCUCUAUGUCGGCAGAGCCAAAGUCAUCCUUUCCGCUGGCACAAUCGGCACCGCCUCUAUCGCCCUCAACAGCGGUCUUGACCACCUCAACCCUCUGGUCGGCAAAGGCCUCAUCGACCAUAAUGUAUGCUACGUGCGCUUCGCCAAGCAAAAGUCCGACACCGUCACCUCGAAGCCCCUCAAUCUCAAAACACACCUCAAAGUCGGUGGCGAAGAAUGUCUCGUCACAGUGACGAUCAAUGCGAAUUUCUUCUUGGCGGGAAGUUCCGCGACGCUCAACACGACGCAUUUCUAUCGUCGUGAUGGGACCCUCAUGAGUCCUACUAAGGAUGCGGCUGAUGAGAAGGAGAACUUCGAUACCAUCUGUGUGCUAUUCGAGUUUGUUGGAAAACUUGAUGAUGAGAAUUCCGUGCUCAGCCUUCCGGGCUUGGAUCCGGUGCUGGAUAUUCGCCGACCACCGAUCAAGCAUGAGGUUCAAUGCGCGAUGGAGGAUAUCAUUCGUCGAGUUCGAGAUGCCUUUGUUGGGCUGAAGCCUAACCAGGCUACGUAUGCCGACCCAGGAGUGUGUCCUGAUCCGGGACUCAGACCACAGCAUCUGGGGUUCGGAGUGUUUUCUCACGAGUGUGGGACGAUGAGAAUGGAUGGACCCAAGGGGCCUGGUGUUGUAGACUCAAACCUCAAAGUCAAGGGCCUGGAUAAUCUAUGGGUUUGUGAUCUUUCGGUUCUUCCUGUUAGUCCUGAAGCCAAUCCCUCGUUGACUCUGGCGGCUCUUUCGCUGAGACUGGCUGAGCAUUUGUGCGGCAAGAAUCAUUGA
This is a messenger RNA of Fusarium fujikuroi IMI 58289, 1629 nucleotides long. RefSeq lists its product as uncharacterized. Bases 1 to 1629 code for a protein of 542 amino acids. Gene Ontology annotation, molecular function: flavin adenine dinucleotide binding; oxidoreductase activity, acting on CH-OH group of donors. The transcript is spliced from 2 exons. The record is from RefSeq and is a predicted model, not a curated record. NCBI's taxonomy places the organism in Eukaryota, Fungi, Ascomycota, Sordariomycetes, Hypocreales, Nectriaceae.